Euleptes europaea (tarantolino) is the source of this 1091-nucleotide messenger RNA. It is a transcript of the gene STIMATE, whose product is annotated as STIM activating enhancer. Gene Ontology annotation, molecular function: calcium channel regulator activity. NCBI's taxonomy places the organism in Eukaryota, Metazoa, Chordata, Lepidosauria, Squamata, Sphaerodactylidae. Gene Ontology annotation, biological process: activation of store-operated calcium channel activity. The coding region runs from base 1 to 924 and encodes 307 amino acids. The record is from RefSeq and is a predicted model, not a curated record. The transcript is spliced from 8 exons. Gene Ontology annotation, cellular component: cortical endoplasmic reticulum; membrane.
AUGGGGGGCUCCCACGCCCCCAGCGCCUCCGGCCUCGCCACGGCCAAGCCCGGCUCGCUGGCGGCGGGCGGCGGCGGCGGCGCUUCCUCGUCGUCGUCCGGGCCGGCCUACGGCGGCUGCAAGAACGGGGCCCUGAUGGACAGCUUCGGCAUCUUCCUGCAGGGGCUGCUGGCGGUGGUGGCCUUUAGCACUCUCAUGCUGAAACGCUUCAGAGAACCAAAGCAUGAAAGACGGCCUUGGAGGAUAUGGUUUUUGGAUACUUCAAAACAAGCCAUAGGGAUGUUGUUCAUCCACUUUGCCAAUGUGUAUUUAUCAGACCUUACUGGAGAGGACCCUUGUUCGCUGUACCUCAUCAACUUUCUGUUAGAUGCCACCUUAGGAAUGCUGCUCAUUUAUGCUGGUGUGCGGGCAGUAAGCUGCAUUGUUGAAUGGCGGCAAUGGGAGUCUCUUCGCUUUGGUGAAUAUGGUGACCCGCUGCAGUGCGGUGCUUGGGUGGGCCAGUGUGCAUUGUACAUAGUGAUCAUGAUGUUUGAGAAAACAAUCAUCAUUAUAGUCCUUCUAAUACCUCAGUGGAAAGAGGUAGCUUUGUUGAAUCCUAUAGAAAACCCUGAGUUGGAGCUGGCUAUCGUCAUGCUGAUAGUCCCCUUCUUUGUUAAUGCAUUAAUGUUUUGGGUAGUUGAUAACUUCCUUAUGAAGAAAGGGAAAACGAAAGCUAAGCUUGAAGAGAAAGAAGCCGGACUAGAUUCGAGGAAUGGAAGCAAAGUUCGAUACAGGAGAGCAGCCUCACAUGAGGAAUCUGAGUCAGAGAUCCUAAUUUCAGCGGAUGAUGAAAUGGAAGAAUCUGAUGUUGAAGAAGAUCUUAGAAGACUUACUAAUUUAAAGUCUGUUAAGAAAAAGAAGCAUCGAUUUGGUCUGCCUGUAUGACAGAGUCUAUACCCUGCAAAAUUGCAGGUUUUAAUGGCAAGAUUUUCCGUGGACAGUGGAUUUUCACUUUGCAUCAGUAUGCCUGUUGGCUGGAAACUGAAUCAAGAAAGAUCUGUAAACAGGACGCAGAAGGUUAAAAAAUGUACCUGUUCAGUUGCACUAUGGAA